Lottia gigantea (owl limpet) is the source of this 384-nucleotide messenger RNA. RefSeq lists its product as hypothetical. The transcript has a single exon. Lineage: Eukaryota; Metazoa; Mollusca; Gastropoda; Lottiidae. The record is from RefSeq and is a predicted model, not a curated record. The annotation marks the transcript as partial.
GCUGGGGUGUUAAGAGCAUGUAGUCUAAUUGAUGCUGGGGUGUUAAGAGCAUGUAGUCUAAUUGAUGCUGGGGUGAUAAGAGCAUGUAGUCUAAUUGAUGCUGGGGUGUUAAGAGCAUGUAGUCUAAAUGAUGCUGGGGUGUUAAGAGCAUGUAGUCUAAUUGAUGCUGGGGUGGUAAGAGCAUGUAGUCUAAAUGAUACUGGGGUGGUAAGAGCAUGUAGUCUAAUUGAUACUGGGGUGUUAAGAGCAUGUAGUCUAAUUGAUACUGGGGUGUUAAGAGCAUGUAGUUUAAAUGAUGGUGGAGUGUUAAGAGCAUGUUGUCUAAAUGAUGCUAGGGUGUUAAGAGCAUGUCGUUUAAAUGAUGCUAGGGUGUUAAGAGCAUGA